This is a messenger RNA of Vicia faba (fava bean), 876 nucleotides long. NCBI's taxonomy places the organism in Eukaryota, Viridiplantae, Streptophyta, Magnoliopsida, Fabales, Fabaceae. The record is from the annotation of a GenBank genome assembly.
AUGAAGAAGAAGCUCGAUACCCGUUUUCCUGCCGCUCGGAUAAAGAAGAUAAUGCAAGCAGACGAGGAUGUUGGAAAGAUAGCAUUAGCAGUUCCUGUAUUAGUUUCAAAAGCUCUGGAAUUAUUUCUGCAAGAUCUUUGUGACCGCACUUAUGAAAUAACUCUACAGAGAGGAGCAAAGACCAUGAACGCAUUGCAUUUGAAACAUUGUGUACAGAGCUACAAUGUCUUCGACUUUUUGAGAGACAUCGUCAGCAGGGUUCCGGACUAUGGGCACGGCCAUGGCCAUCCUGAGGCUGGAGCUGAUGACCGCUCCCUUCCGAAGAGAAGGAAACCUGCUGGCGAUGAUUGCAAUGACAGUGACGAAGAGACUAAGCGGAGUAAGAUGCUAGAGUUGGGCCACACCGGCGGUACUGGUAGGGGAAGAGGGAGAGGUAGAGGAAGAGGCCGCGGCCGAGGAGCUCGAACCGCAGAGAAAGAGACCUUACAUCAACAGGUUGAGUCCGAACCUUGCACCUCUAUUCAACAAAGUAGCAAAGAAGUCCCUAAUACAAGUAUGGCAAUCGAUAACGGUCCAGAACCAAAGGAGUUAUCAAAGGAAAACAUUUCACCUCACGAGGAAAGCACUCGAUCUUUCCGAAACAUCGAUUUAAAUGCCAAUAUACAAGAAAACGAGGACAAAGACAAUACAAGUGCGGCUACUCCUCAGGCCUCAUUGCCCGAACCUGCUGCAGUAACGGAUAUGCAACAUGAAGAAAUUCCAGGUUGGUCUCUUGCUGAUGUCGACAAGAUGGCAAUCGAUACGUUACAGCUUGCCGCGAAUCUUGGUAAUAGACUAGAUGAGGAGGAGGAAGAUUAUGAUGAGGAGGAAGGGUAA